Papilio machaon (common yellow swallowtail) is the source of this 869-nucleotide messenger RNA. RefSeq lists its product as uncharacterized. NCBI's taxonomy places the organism in Eukaryota, Metazoa, Arthropoda, Insecta, Lepidoptera, Papilionidae. The coding region runs from base 62 to 625 and encodes 187 amino acids. The record is from RefSeq and is a predicted model, not a curated record. The transcript has 5 exons.
AGGUAUUUCAUAAUAUAAAUCAAUAUAGUUAAAGUGUAUGUACAUAGGAUAACGUGAUCGAAUGAAAAUGACUCGGUCAAGAACUACAGAGUCCUUAGGAAUAUUAGAACAGCUCAGCACAAAUGCCGCUACGACCACAACUCGGACGACAACAGCUGCCAACGUGGUGUCCGUCGCCAAGUCUAGCUCGGGCGGGAACAAAAGACCUCCCAUCAUCAUAUAUCCUACAGUUACACCCGAAUCAAUAGUUGUACCGAUUGUUUCGUGUAUAUUUGGUUUCCCGUUGCUCGCGUUAACAGUUAUCUGUUGCCUCAGACGGAGAGCGAAAUUAGCAAGAGAACGCGCAAGACGUCGUAAUUGUGAGUUGGACAGAGGAGAGCUGUCCGUGGUGCGGCUGUCCCCUGUGAAGAAUCGUGCGCGAGCCGUGAGCUUGGUCCGCUCGCCGCGCCCUCUACCUACCCUAGAACUGGACACGGUGCUUGAAGAACGUUCAGACCCCGAGCAGACAACACUAUCACAAGUUGACAUAACACCGGACCGUGAGGUGGGCACGAUACUGUUUGGUGCGAUGGGCGCGGUGGGCACAGCGGCAGCAGCAGCGGCGGCGUGCGCGCGUGACAUCUAGCGGCGCGACUCGGCCCAGCUCGGCGCACGCUCGCCGCUCUGGGCCGCACUCACCAGCCAACCUCUCGACGAGGAGGACGUGGAGGAGGCGUCCAUUAGCUGCGACAGCUAGCAAGAAAUUGAAGAACAUACCGUUGUCGAUAUCGGCAAACGUAUGAAACUGUUCUUGGACAUUCCACUCAGAUUUUAAUCUAUUGCUGUGUAAAUAAGUGCUAAGGCUAUUUCGAUUUGAUCGUCAAUAUACG